AUGGACGGGGACGGCGAGCGUGGGACGGACGGGAGCGAGGCGUUGGCGAAAGAGGGGGCGGAAGGGGAGGCGGUUAAAGGUGGGAGAACGGGCGGAGCUGCACAGGAAGAUGUAGUAAUUACGAUGGGGGAGGGAAGAAACGGUGUUGAUAGCUUCCCGCUGAACCUUGGUAAGACUGAGAAAGUACAAGGUGGGGGCACAGAGGAGGUGGCGGGGAGAGAGGAGGAGGAGGAGGAAGGGGUGGAGGAGAGCGAGUUGCGGGAUGUGGUGGCACCGAUGCCGGUGAUUGGGGGGGAAGCACAGGGUGCAUGUGGGGGUGGUGCGGAGAGCAGUGGGGCGGAGUUGAGGGGGGAGGUGGCAGCAGCAGGGGUGGCAGCGGGCAAGGCAAGGCGGCGUGUGCGGUUUGAGGAGGGGGAGAAGGGCCUGCAUGGGCUGGCAGCGCUGAGGCUGCGGCAGCACGUGCCCCCGCGCACACAGGCGGCAGCAGAGGACGGGUCGGUGGGGGGCAGCAAGGGGGGAGGGGCAGAGGCAGGCGUGGGGUGGGCGGGUGGCAGGGCAAGCGAUGGCGGCAGCAGCAGUGCUGGUGGGCUGGCUGGUGGAGGGCUGCUUGGGCGACCUCCCCCGUUGGCGCGAGCCACUAGUGACUGCUCGUGGGAGAUGCGGCGAGUGGCCUUACUGGGGGCACAGCACGGCACUCCACGCGCAUCUGCCGCUCACUCGCACCUCAAGUUCUCAGACGCCCUGGACCAGCUCGAGCACCAGCUGGGCCAGUCCAGCCCAACCAGGGAGGACGCCGCCUCUCACGCCAACGACUGGGACGACCAACCAUGCCCGGUAUGGAGCUUCCAAGGGUUAUCAGCCGAGGGAAAUGCGGCAACGGGGGCAGCAGAAGUCGAGGGUGGGGUCACAGAGGGGGUGGUGGAGAGGGAGGAGGAGAAGGAAGGGGUGGUUGCAGUGGGGGAGGAGGAGGAGGAAGGGGUGGAGGAGAGCGAGUUGCGGGAUGUGGUGGCACCGAUGCCGGUGAUUGGGGGGGAAGCACAGGGUGCAUGUGGGGGUGGUGCGGAGAGCAGUGGGGCGGAGUUGAGGGGGGAGGUGGCAGCAGCAGGGGUGGCAGCGGGCAAGGCAAGGCGGCGUGUGCGGUUUGAGGAGGGGGAGAAGGGCCUGCAUGGGCUGGCAGCGCUGAGGCUGCGGCAGCACGUGCCCCCGCGCACACAGGCGGCAGCAGAGGACGGGUCGGUGGGGGGCAGCAAGGGGGGAGGGGCAGAGGCAGGCGUGGGGUGGGCGGGUGGCAGGGCAAGCGAUGGCGGCAGCAGCAGUGCUGGUGGGCUGGCUGGUGGAGGGCUGCUUGGGCGACCUCCCCCGUUGGCGCGAGCCACUAGUGACUGCUCGUGGGAGAUGCGGCGAGUGGCCUUACUGGGGGCACAGCACGGCACUCCACGCGCAUCUGCCGCUCACUCGCACCUCAAGUUCUCAGACGCCCUGGACCAGCUCGAGCACCAGCUGGGCCAGUCCAGCCCAACCAGGGAGGACGCCGCCUCUCACGCCAACGACUGGGACGACCAACCAUGCCCGGUAUGGAGCUUCCAAGGGUUAUCAGCCGAGGGAAAUGCGGCAACGGGGGCAGCAGAAGUCGAGGGUGGGGUCACAGAGGGGGUGGUGGAGAGGGAGGAGGAGAAGGAAGGGGUGGUUGCAGUGGGGGAGGAGGAGGAGGAAGGGGUGGAGGAGAGCGAGUUGCGGGAUGUGGUGGCACCGAUGCCGGUGAUUGGGGGGGAAGCACAGGGUGCAUGUGGGGGUGGUGCGGAGAGCAGUGGGGCGGAGUUGAGGGGGGAGGUGGCAGCAGCAGGGGUGGCAGCGGGCAAGGCAAGGCGGCGUGUGCGGUUUGAGGAGGGGGAGAAGGGCCUGCAUGGGCUGGCAGCGCUGAGGCUGCGGCAGCACGUGCCCCCGCGCACACAGGCGGCAGCAGAGGACGGGUCGGUGGGGGGCAGCAAGGGGGGAGGGGCAGAGGCAGGCGUGGGGUGGGCGGGUGGCAGGGCAAGCGAUGGCGGCAGCAGCAGUGCUGGUGGGCUGGCUGGUGGAGGGCUGCUUGGGCGACCUCCCCCGUUGGCGCGAGCCACUAGUGACUGCUCGUGGGAGAUGCGGCGAGUGGCCUUACUGGGGGCACAGCACGGCACUCCACGCGCAUCUGCCGCUCACUCGCACCUCAAGUUCUCAGACGCCCUGGACCAGCUCGAGCACCAGCUGGGCCAGUCCAGCCCAACCAGGGAGGACGCCGCCUCUCACGCCAACGACUGGGACGACCAACCAUGCCCGGUGUGGAGCUCCCAAGGGCCAGCAGCAGAGGGAAAGGCGGCAGUGGGGGCAGAGAGAGGCGAGGGUGGGGGCACAGAGGAGGUGGUGGGGAGGAAGGAGGAGGAGGAGAAGGAAGGGGUGGUUGCAGUGGGGGAGGAGGAGGAGGAGGAAGGGGUGGAGGAGAGCGAGUUGCGGGAUGUGGUGGCACCCAUGCCGGUGAUUGGGGGGGAAGCACAGGGUGCACGUGGGGGUGGUGCGGAGAGCAGUGGGGCGGAGUUGAGGGGGGAGGUGGCAGCAGCAGGGGUGGCAGCGGGCAAGGCAAGGCGGCGUGUGCGGUUUGAGGAGGGGGAGAAGGGCCUGCAUGGGCUGGCAGCGCUGAGGCUGCGGCAGCACGUGCCCCCGCGCACACAGGCGGCAGCAGAGGACGGGUCGGUGGGGGGCAGCAAGGGGGGAGGGGCAGAGGCAGGCGUGGGGUGGGCGGGUGGCAGGGCAAGCGAUGGCGGCAGCAGCAGUGCUGGUGGGCUGGCUGGUGGAGGGCUGCUUGGGCGACCUCCCCCGUUGGCGCGAGCCACUAGUGACUGCUCGUGGGAGAUGCGGCGAGUGGCCUUACUGGGGGCACAGCACGGCACUCCACGCGCAUCUGCCGCUCACUCGCACCUCAAGUUCUCAGACGCCCUGGACCAGCUCGAGCACCAGCUGGGCCAGUCCAGCCCAACCAGGGAGGACGCCGCCUCUCACGCCAACGACUGGGACGACCAACCAUGCCCGGUGUGGAGCUCCCAAGGGCCAGCAGCAGAGGGAAAGGCGGCAGUGGGGGCAGAGAGAGGCGAGGGUGGGGGCACAGAGGAGGUGGUGGGGAGGAAGGAGGAGGAGGAGAAGGAAGGGGUGGUUGCAGUGGGGGAGGAGGAGGAGGAGGAAGGGGUGGAGGAGAGCGAGUUGCGGGAUGUGGUGGCACCCAUGCCGGUGAUUGGGGGGGAAGCACAGGGUGCACGUGGGGGUGGUGCGGAGAGCAGUGGGGCGGAGUUGAGGGGGGAGGUGGCAGCAGCAGGGGUGGCAGCGGGCAAGGCAAGGCGGCGUGUGCGGUUUGAGGAGGGGGAGAAGGGCCUGCAUGGGCUGGCAGCGCUGAGGCUGCGGCAGCACGUGCCCCUGCGCACACAGGCGGCAGCAGAGGACGGGUCGGUGGGGGGCAGCAAGGGGGGAGGGGCAGAGGCAGGCGUGGGGUGGGCGGGUGGCAGGGCAAGCGAUGGCGGCAGCAGCAGUGCUGGUGGGCUGGCUGGUGGAGGGCUGCUUGGGCGACCUCCCCCGUUGGCGCGAGCCACUAGUGACUGCUCGUGGGAGAUGCGGCGAGUGGCCUUACUGGGGGCACAGCACGGCACUCCACGCGCAUCUGCCGCUCACUCGCACCUCAAGUUCUCAGACGCCCUGGACCAGCUCGAGCACCAGCUGGGCCAGUCCACCCCAACCAGGGAGGACGCCGCCUCUCACGCCAACGACUGGGACGACCAACCAUGCCCGGUGUGGAGCUCCCAAGGGCCAGCAGCAGAGGGAAAGGCGGCAGUGGGGGCAGAGAGAGGCGAGGGUGGGGGCACAGAGGAGGUGGUGGGGAGGAAGGAGGAGGAGGAGAAGGAAGGGGUGGUUGCAGUGGGGGAGGAGGAGGAGGAGGAAGGGGUGGAGGAGAGCGAGUUGCGGGAUGUGGUGGCACCCAUGCCGGUGAUUGGGGGGGAAGCACAGGGUGCACGUGGGGGUGGUGCGGAGAGCAGUGGGGCGGAGUUGAGGGGGGAGGUGGCAGCAGCAGGGGUGGCAGCGGGCAAGGCAAGGCGGCGUGUGCGGUUUGAGGAGGGGGAGAAGGGCCUGCAUGGGCUGGCAGCGCUGAGGCUGCGGCAGCACGUGCCCCUGCGCACACAGGCGGCAGCAGAGGACGGGUCGGUGGGGGGCAGCAAGGGGGGAGGGGCAGAGGCAGGCGUGGGGUGGGCGGGUGGCAGGGCAAGCGAUGGCGGCAGCAGCAGUGCUGGUGGGCUGGCUGGUGGAGGGCUGCUUGGGCGACCUCCCCCGUUGGCGCGAGCCACUAGUGACUGCUCGUGGGAGAUGCGGCGAGUGGCCUUACUGGGGGCACAGCACGGCACUCCACGCGCAUCUGCCGCUCACUCGCACCUCAAGUUCUCAGACGCCCUGGACCAGCUCGAGCACCAGCUGGGCCAGUCCACCCCAACCAGGGAGGACGCCGCCUCUCACGCCAACGACUGGGACGACCAACCAUGCCCGGUGUGGAGCUCCCAAGGGCCAGCAGCAGAGGGAAAGGCGGCAGUGGGGGCAGAGAGAGGCGAGGGUGGGGGCACAGAGGAGGUGGUGGGGAGGAAGGAGGAGGAGGAGAAGGAAGGGGUGGUUGCAGUGGGGGAGGAGGAGGAGGAGGAAGGGGUGGAGGAGAGCGAGUUGCGGGAUGUGGUGGCACCCAUGCCGGUGAUUGGGGGGGAAGCACAGGGUGCAUGUGGGGGUGGUGCGGAGAGCAGUGGGGCGGAGUUGAGGGGGGAGGUGGCAGCAGCAGGGGUGGCAGCGGGCAAGGCAAGGCGGCGUGUGCGGUUUGAGGAGGGGGAGAAGGGCCUGCAUGGGCUGGCAGCGCUGAGGCUGCGGCAGCACGUGCCCCCGCGCACACAGGCGGCAGCAGAGGACGGGUCGGUGGGGGGCAGCAAGGGGGGAGGGGCAGAGGCAGGCGUGGGGUGGGCGGGUGGCAGGGCAAGCGAUGGCGGCAGCAGCAGUGCUGGUGGGCUGGCUGGUGGAGGGCUGCUUGGGCGACCUCCCCCGUUGGCGCGAGCCACUAGUGACUGCUCGUGGGAGAUGCGGCGAGUGGCCUUACUGGGGGCACAGCACGGCACUCCACGCGCAUCUGCCGCUCACUCGCACCUCAAGUUCUCAGACGCCCUGGACCAGCUCGAGCACCAGCUGGGCCAGUCCAGCCCAACCAGGGAGGACGCCGCCUCUCACGCCAACGACUGGGACGACCAACCAUGCCCGGUGUGGAGCUCCCAAGGGCCAGCAGCAGAGGGAAAGGCGGCAGUGGGGGCAGAGAGAGGCGAGGGUGGGGGCACAGAGGAGGUGGUGGGGAGGAAGGAGGAGGAGGAGAAGGAAGGGGUGGUUGCAGUGGGGGAGGAGGAGGAGGAGGAAGGGGUGGAGGAGAGCGAGUUGCGGGAUGUGGUGGCACCCAUGCCGGUGAUUGGGGGGGAAGCACAGGGUGCACGUGGGGGUGGUGCGGAGAGCAGUGGGGCGGAGUUGAGGGGGGAGGUGGCAGCAGCAGGGGUGGCAGCGGGCAAGGCAAGGCGGCGUGUGCGGUUUGAGGAGGGGGAGAAGGGCCUGCAUGGGCUGGCAGCGCUGAGGCUGCGGCAGCACGUGCCCCCGCGCACACAGGCGGCAGCAGAGGACGGGUCGGUGGGGGGCAGCAAGGGGGGAGGGGCAGAGGCAGGCGUGGGGUGGGCGGGUGGCAGGGCAAGCGAUGGCGGCAGCAGCAGUGCUGGUGGGCUGGCUGGUGGAGGGCUGCUUGGGCGACCUCCCCCGUUGGCGCGAGCCACUAGUGACUGCUCGUGGGAGAUGCGGCGAGUGGCCUUACUGGGGGCACAGCACGGCACUCCACGCGCAUCUGCCGCUCACUCGCACCUCAAGUUCUCAGACGCCCUGGACCAGCUCGAGCACCAGCUGGGCCAGUCCAGCCCAACCAGGGAGGACGCCGCCUCUCACGCCAACGACUGGGACGACCAACCAUGCCCGGUGUGGAGCUCCCAAGGGCCAGCAGCAGAGGGAAAGGCGGCAGUGGGGGCAGAGAGAGGCGAGGGUGGGGGCACAGAGGAGGUGGUGGGGAGGAAGGAGGAGGAGGAGAAGGAAGGGGUGGUUGCAGUGGGGGAGGAGGAGGAGGAGGAGAAGGAAGGGGUGGUUGCAGUGGGGGAGGAGGAGGAGGAGGAAGGGGUGGAGGAGAGCGAGUUGCGGGAUGUGGUGGCACCCAUGCCGGUGAUUGGGGGGGAAGCACAGGGUGCAUGUGGGGGUGGUGCGGAGAGCAGUGGGGCGGAGUUGAGGGGGGAGGUGGCAGCAGCAGGGGUGGCAGCGGGCAAGGCAAGGCGGCGUGUGCGGUUUGAGGAGGGGGAGAAGGGCCUGCAUGGGCUGGCAGCGCUGAGGCUGCGGCAGCACGUGCCCCCGCGCACACAGGCGGCAGCAGAGGACGGGUCGGUGGGGGGCAGCAAGGGGGGAGGGGCAGAGGCAGGCGUGGGGUGGGCGGGUGGCAGGGCAAGCGAUGGCGGCAGCAGCAGUGCUGGUGGGCUGGCUGGUGGAGGGCUGCUUGGGCGACCUCCCCCGUUGGCGCGAGCCACUAGUGACUGCUCGUGGGAGAUGCGGCGAGUGGCCUUACUGGGGGCACAGCACGGCACUCCACGCGCAUCUAUCGCUCACUCGCACCUCAAGUUCUCAGACGCCCUGGACCAGCUCGAGCACCAGCUGGGCCAGUCCAGCCCAACCAGGGAGGACGCCGCCUCUCACGCCAACGACUGGGACGACCAACCAUGCCCGGUGUGGAGCUCCCAAGGGCCAGCAGCAGAGGGAAAGGCGGCAGUGGGGGCAGAGAGAGGCGAGGGUGGGGGCACAGAGGAGGUGGUGGGGAGGAAGGAGGAGGAGGAGAAGGAAGGGGUGGUUGCAGUGGGGGAGGAGGAGGAGGAGGAAGGGGUGGAGGAGAGCGAGUUGCGGGAUGUGGUGGCACCCAUGCCGGUGAUUGGGGGGGAAGCACAGGGUGCACGUGGGGGUGGUGCGGAGAGCCGUGGGGCGGAGUUGAGGGGGGAGGUGGCAGCAGCAGGGGUGGCAGCGGGCAAGGCAAGGCGGCGUGUGCGGUUUGAGGAGGGGGAGAAGGGCCUGCAUGGGCUGGCAGCGCUGAGGCUGCGGCAGCACGUGCCCCCGCGCACACAGGCGGCAGCAGAGGACGGGUCGGUGGGGGGCAGCAAGGGGGGAGGGGCAGAGGCAGGCGUGGGGUGGGCGGGUGGCAGGGCAAGCGAUGGCGGCAGCAGCAGUGCUGGUGGGCUGGCUGGUGGAGGGCUGCUUGGGCGACCUCCCCCGUUGGCGCGAGCCACUAGUGACUGCUCGUGGGAGAUGCGGCGAGUGGCCUUACUGGGGGCACAGCACGGCACUCCACGCGCAUCUGCCGCUCACUCGCACCUCAAGUUCUCAGACGCCCUGGACCAGCUCGAGCACCAGCUGGGCCAGUCCAGCCCAACCAGGGAGGACGCCGCCUCUCACGCCAACGACUGGGACGACCAACCAUGCCCGGUGUGGAGCUCCCAAGGGCCAGCAGCAGAGGGAAAGGCGGCAGUGGGGGCAGAGAGAGGCGAGGGUGGGGGCACAGAGGAGGUGGUGGGGAGGAAGGAGGAGGAGGAGAAGGAAGGGGUGGUUGCAGUGGGGGAGGAGGAGGAGGAGGAAGGGGUGGAGGAGAGCGAGUUGCGGGAUGUGGUGGCACCCAUGCCGGUGAUUGGGGGGGAAGCACAGGGUGCACGUGGGGGUGGUGCGGAGAGCAGUGGGGCGGAGUUGAGGGGGGAGGUGGCAGCAGCAGGGGUGGCAGCGGGCAAGGCAAGGCGGCGUGUGCGGUUUGAGGAGGGGGAGAAGGGCCUGCAUGGGCUGGCAGCGCUGAGGCUGCGGCAGCACGUGCCCCCGCGCACACAGGCGGCAGCAGAGGACGGGUCGGUGGGGGGCAGCAAGGGGGGAGGGGCAGAGGCAGGCGUGGGGUGGGCGGGUGGCAGGGCAAGCGAUGGCGGCAGCAGCAGUGCUGGUGGGCUGGCUGGUGGAGGGCUGCUUGGGCGACCUCCCCCGUUGGCGCGAGCCACUAGUGACUGCUCGUGGGAGAUGCGGCGAGUGGCCUUACUGGGGGCACAGCACGGCACUCCACGCGCAUCUGCCGCUCACUCGCACCUCAAGUUCUCAGACGCCCUGGACCAGCUCGAGCACCAGCUGGGCCAGUCCAGCCCAACCAGGGAGGACGCCGCCUCUCACGCCAACGACUGGGACGACCAACCAUGCCCGGUGUGGAGCUCCCAAGGGCCAGCAGCAGAGGGAAAGGCGGCAGUGGGGGCAGAGAGAGGCGAGGGUGGGGGCACAGAGGAGGUGGUGGGGAGGAAGGAGGAGGAGGAGAAGGAAGGGGUGGUUGCAGUGGGGGAGGAGGAGGAGGAGGAAGGGGUGGAGGAGAGCGAGUUGCGGGAUGUGGUGGCACCCAUGCCGGUGAUUGGGGGGGAAGCACAGGGUGCAUGUGGGGGUGGUGCGGAGAGCAGUGGGGCGGAGUUGAGGGGGGAGGUGGCAGCAGCAGGGUUGGCAGCGGGCAAGGCAAGGCGGCGUGUGCGGUUUGAGGAGGGGGAGAAGGGCCUGCAUGGGCUGGCAGCGCUGAGGCUGCGGCAGCACAUGCCCCCGCGCACACAGGCGGCAGCAGAGGACGGGUCGGUGGGGGGCAGCAAGGGGGGAGGGGCAGAGGCAGGCGUGGGGUGGGCGGGUGGCAGGGCAAGCGAUGGCGGCAGCAGCAGUGCUGGUGGGCUGGCUGGUGGAGGGCUGCUUGGGCGACCUCCCCCGUUGGCGCGAGCCACUAGUGACUGCUCGUGGGAGAUGCGGCGAGUGGCCUUACUGGGGGCACAGCACGGCACUCCACGCGCAUCUGCCGCUCACUCGCACCUCAAGUUCUCAGACGCCCUGGACCAGCUCGAGCACCAGCUGGGCCAGUCCACCCCAACCAGGGAGGACGCCGCCUCUCACGCCAACGACUGGGACGACCAACCAUGCCCGGUGUGGAGCUCCCAAGGGCCAGCAGCAGAGGGAAAGGCGGCAGUGGGGGCAGAGGGAGGCGAGGGUGGGGGCACAGAGGAGGUGGUAGGGAGGAAGGAGGAGAAGGAGAAGGAAGAGGUGGUUGCAGUGGGGGAGGAGGAGGAGGAAGGGGUGGAGGAGAGCGAGUUGCGGGAUGUGGUGGCACCCAUGCCGGUGAUUGGGGGGGAAGCACAGGGUGCAUGUGGGGGUGGUGCGGAGAGCAGUGGGGCGGAGUUGAGGGGGGAGGUGGCAGCAGCAGGGUUGGCAGCGGGCAAGGCAAGGCGGCGUGUGCGGUUUGAGGAGGGGGAGAAGGGCCUGCAUGGGCUGGCAGCGCUGAGGCUGCGGCAGCACGUGCCCCCGCGCACACAGGCGGCAGCAGAGGACGGGUCGGUGGGGGGCAGCAAGGGGGGAGGGGCAGAGGCAGGCGUGGGGUGGGCGGGUGGCAGGGCAAGCGAUGGCGGCAGCAGCAGUGCUGGUGGGCUGGCUGGUGGAGGGCUGCUUGGGCGACCUCCCCCGUUGGCGCGAGCCACUAGUGACUGCUCGUGGGAGAUGCGGCGAGUGGCCUUACUGGGGGCACAGCACGGCACUCCACGCGCAUCUGCCGCUCACUCGCACCUCAAGUUCUCAGACGCCCUGGACCAGCUCGAGCACCAGCUGGGCCAGUCCACCCCAACCAGGGAGGACGCCGCCUCUCACGCCAACGACUGGGACGACCAACCAUGCCCGGUGUGGAGCUCCCAAGGGCCAGCAGCAGAGGGAAAGGCGGCAGUGGGGGCAGAGGGAGGCGAGGGUGGGGGCACAGAGGAGGUGGUAGGGAGGAAGGAGGAGGAGGAGAAGGAAGAGGUGGUUGCAGUGGGGGAGGAGGAGGAGGAAGGGGUGGAGGAGAGCGAGUUGCGGGAUGUGGUGGCACCCAUGCCGGUGAUUGGGGGGGAAGCACAGGGUGCAUGUGGGGGUGGUGCGGAGAGCAGUGGGGCGGAGUUGAGGGGGGAGGUGGCAGCAGCAGGGUUGGCAGCGGGCAAGGCAAGGCGGCGUGUGCGGUUUGAGGAGGGGGAGAAGGGCCUGCAUGGGCUGGCAGCGCUGAGGCUGCGGCAGCACGUGCCCCCGCGCACACAGGUGGCAGCAGAGGACGGGUCGGUGGGGGGCAGCAAGGGGGGAGGGGCAGAGGCAGGCGUGGGGUGGGCGGGUGGCAGGGCAAGCGAUGGCGGCAGCAGCAGUGCUGGUGGGCUGGCUGGUGGAGGGCUGCUUGGGCGACCUCCCCCGUUGGCGCGAGCCACUAGUGACUGCUCGUGGGAGAUGCGGCGAGUGGCCUUACUGGGGGCACAGCACGGCACUCCACGCGCAUCUGCCGCUCACUCGCACCUCAAGUUCUCAGACGCCCUGGACCAGCUCGAGCACCAGCUGGGCCAGUCCACCCCAACCAGGGAGGACGCCGCCUCUCACGCCAACGACUGGGACGACCAACCAUGCCCGGUGUGGAGCUCCCAAGGGCCAGCAGCAGAGGGAAAGGCGGCAGUGGGGGCAGAGGGAGGCGAGGGUGGGGGCACAGAGGAGGUGGUAGGGAGGAAGGAGGAGGAGGAGAAGGAAGAGGUGGUUGCAGUGGGGGAGGAGGAGGAGGAAGGGGUGGAGGAGAGCGAGUUGCGGGAUGUGGUGGCACCCAUGCCGGUGAUUGGGGGGGAAGCACAGGGUGCAUGUGGGGGUGGUGCGGAGAGCAGUGGGGCGGAGUUGAGGGGGGAGGUGGCAGCAGCAGGGUUGGCAGCGGGCAAGGCAAGGCGGCGUGUGCGGUUUGAGGAGGGGGAGAAGGGCCUGCAUGGGCUGGCAGCGCUGAGGCUGCGGCAGCACGUGCCCCCGCGCACACAGGCGGCAGCAGAGGACGGGUCGGUGGGGGGCAGCAAGGGGGGAGGGGCAGAGGCAGGCGUGGGGUGGGCGGGUGGCAGGGCAAGCGAUGGCGGCAGCAGCAGUGCUGGUGGGCUGGCUGGUGGAGGGCUGCUUGGGCGACCUCCCCCGUUGGCGCGAGCCACUAGUGACUGCUCGUGGGAGAUGCGGCGAGUGGCCUUACUGGGGGCACAGCACGGCACUCCACGCGCAUCUGCCGCUCACUCGCACCUCAAGUUCUCAGACGCCCUGGACCAGCUCGAGCACCAGCUGGGCCAGUCCACCCCAACCAGGGAGGACGCCGCCUCUCACGCCAACGACUGGGACGACCAACCAUGCCCGGUGUGGAGCUCCCAAGGGCCAGCAGCAGAGGGAAAGGCGGCAGUGGGGGCCGAGGGAGGCGAGGGUGGGGGCACAGAGGAGGUGGUGGGGAGGAAGGAGGAGGAGGAGAAGGAAGGGGUGGUCGCAGUGGGGGAGGAGGAGGAGGAAGGGGUGGAGGAGAGCGAGUUGCGGGAUGUGGUGGCACCCAUGCCGGUGAUUGGGGGGGAAGCACAGGGUGCAUGUGGGGGUGGUGCGGAGAGCAGUGGGGCGGAGUUGAGGGGGGAGGUGGCAGCAGCAGGGUUGGCAGCGGGCAAGGCAAGGCGGCGUGUGCGGUUUGAGGAGGGGGAGAAGGGCCUGCAUGGGCUGGCAGCGCUGAGGCUGCGGCAGCACGUGCCCCCGCGCACACAGGCGGCAGCAGAGGACGGGUCGGUGGGGGGCAGCAAGGGGGGAGGGGCAGAGGCAGGCGUGGGGUGGGCGGGUGGCAGGGCAAGCGAUGGCGGCAGCAGCAGUGCUGGUGGGCUGGCUGGUGGAGGGCUGCUUGGGCGACCUCCCCCAUUGGCGCGAGCCACUAGUGACUGCUCGUGGGAGAUGCGGCGAGUGGCCUUACUGGGGGCACAGCACGGCACUCCACGCGCAUCUGCCGCUCACUCGCACCUCAAGUUCUCAGACGCCCUGGACCAGCUCGAGCACCAGCUGGGCCAGUCCACCCCCGCACAGCACCAGCAAGAGGAGCACGCCCACCACGCACUCACGGAGGACUUGGUGUCUGAACUUCCUGAUGAAAUGGGUCACUCUUAUUGUGACUAG
This is a messenger RNA of Closterium sp. Naga37s-1, 12093 nucleotides long. NCBI's taxonomy places the organism in Eukaryota, Viridiplantae, Streptophyta, Zygnematophyceae, Desmidiales, Closteriaceae. The record is from the annotation of a GenBank genome assembly.